Molecule: messenger RNA, 3987 nt
Organism: Sphenostylis stenocarpa
Lineage: Eukaryota; Viridiplantae; Streptophyta; Magnoliopsida; Fabales; Fabaceae
Source: the annotation of a GenBank genome assembly
AUGGCUCCCAAGAAGAAGAAACCCAAUCCCCAACAACCUUCCAAGUUCGGCAUCCACCACUUCUUCGAUCGGGCCUCUCAGAAACACCACCACCUUCAACCCCACACCACCACCACCACCACCGCAACCAACGCCACCACCUCCACCAACACCACCACCGACAAUCCACCACAAGAACCCAACGAAGUGUCUCCGCAGACACGCUUCAAAUUCUCACCUGGAAUGUUGGUGAAGCAGAGCCAGGAGGACGCUGUCAACGAGGUCACCUGGAAAAUAUCUCCCGUGAAUGAGAGGCUCCAGGCAGUUUCCAAACAUACGCCUGAAGUGCUCAAAUCCUUGGCUGCCUCUUCCAAAAUGAACUUGUCGCCAAUUCGCAAUGACAGCGGCAAGGAGGCAAAUUUUCUCUUUGUUUCUUUAGUUUUGACUUUUCUGGAUAAGGUUGCUUCGCCAACUCCUAAGGUGCCGUUGAGCUUCAAAAGGUUAAACUCGACCCGUGAUGUGAGUGGACAGAGUCCCUUCAGAACUCCGCCGUCUUUGUCCUAUCGCCCUGACAAGGUGCAGCGUGUCAAGGAUGUUGAACACAAGGGACAGUGUGACCAACCUUUACUACGACAGAACAAAAAGGCAUUGCUUGAACUCUUAGAUCAAGUUGAAGAUGCCAUUGCUGUUGAUGAUGCUCCAGUUUGUAAUAACAACCCUUCUUCCUUUCAAGUACCUCAAAAUCAAUUUGCUGGUGAGCUCCCUGUCAAAGUCAAACCUGCAGUAGAAAGGACCAAAUCAUAUUUGCCUAAAGAGAAUGCAAACGUCUUCUCCAAUUCUAAUUAUUUGGUUUUGGAGGUAUCUGAACUUAGGUCUGCUGAUUCCUUUGCUGCUCAAUGCUCAUACAAGGUGCUGUCUUGUAGUGUAAUUGCACCUGGAGAUACUGUGCACGUAAUCGGUCAAUUCGAUGAAGGGGGGAAUUGUGAUAUUGAUCAUGAUAAAAACUUUUUGAUUGUACACCCAGAUAUUCUAGUGUCUGGAACACGGGCGUUCAAAGAUAGUGUUGGAUGUGUUGCUUCCAGUUUUAGUUGCCCGAGGAGAACUGUCUUAGACGAGAGGUUGAAAAACAAUGAUUACUCAACUGCAGCGUUAGCUGGAACCAUGCUGCAUCAAAUUUUUCAGGCUGGGCUUACAAAAGACCAUCCUACAGUAAAUUUCAUGGAAGAUUAUGCAGAAUUGGUAUUACAGAAAAACAUUGAAAGUUUGUAUGCAUGUGGAGUAAAUGAAAAUGAUGUUCGCAAAACUAUGAGAGAUGCUAUUCCUAGAAUAUUAAGUUGGAUCGGGCAGUUUAAAAAUAUGGAGCCGCUAUGUGAGUCAUUGUGUUAUGGCUUCAACAUGUGCGCUGCAUCUUUGGCAAGUCUUCAACUAAUGGAAUUUUCAGCAGACAAUGAAAGAAAAGACCCGAAUGUCAAAUUUGGAUUCGAUAAUGGGCCAAAGAAUGUUGGCAUAUCUGAGGCAAGCUCCAAUCUAUUCUCUUUUGUAAUUGAUAUUGAAGAGAUGGUGUGGGCUCCAAAAUAUGGUUUGAAAGGGAUGAUUGAUGCUUCAGUCAGAGUGAAAAUUCAAUCACAAAAAGACGAGCAGGAGGAAAAAAUCAUGCCGAUAGAAUUCAAAACGGGGAAAACACGAAAUAGCCAGGCAUGUUCUGUUGAACACAGUGCCCAAGGCAUUGUGGUUCAAAGAUCUGACUUAACUGGGCUUAUAAUGCGACGGAAUGAACUAGCAAGUGAUAUUCUGAAGGCAUUGACUUUUCAACAACUGCCUCCAAUGUUACAGAGUCCUAGCAUUUGCAGAGGUUGUCGCCAUCUUAAUGUUUGUGGCAUUUAUCAUAAGGCAAAUGGUGGAAGCGCAGAGAGCAGUGGGUUGGGAGAAAUUUUUUAUUCUCUUACUAAUCACAUGACAUCUUCGCAUACUAAUUUUCUCGGCCAUUGGGAUCGUUUGAUUGAUUUAGAAGCUAAAGAGACUGAGCUUUUAAAGAAAGAGGUGUGGCAAUCACAUAGUGCAAAGAGUUCAAACAGUAGUGGCCUUUGUUCUAUUGUUCUUGAUGGCUCACAAGGAAUACCUCUUAAGAAAUCUGUCAAAGAGAAUCAAUUCAUUUAUCGCUUCAUUCAAGAAGAUUCUUCUUCUUACCUUUCUGAAGUUUCUGAUGCGUCUUCUAGUGCCUCAUUGAAAAAUGAUUUAGAUUUCACACUUCGAAGUGGAGAUCAUGUGGUAAAGUUAGAAUGUGUUGUGGCAAGGACAAUUCCUACAAUAGCUGUUGUAGUGAAGAAUGUACAUAAUGGACUCCUAAUUACCAAAGAAGAGUCCUCUCAGUCCGCAUUGAUAGGUGAGGCCCUAUCAAUAACUGGAUCGGCCAUUCACCCAAGUCUCAUAUCAUUGGCUUACCGAUUCCGUGUUUGGUCAACUCCCGAGGUUGUCUUCGUGACGGUUUCCUUUUCUAAGCGUUUGCGAAUUCCGGGGUGUUCUUCCACUGCACAUGAUCUCAUUCAGCAGGUUUGGAGAAUUGACAGGGAUGAAGCUGUGACUUCCUUUGCAGUUAUGAGGUUUAAUCUUGUACAACUAUUUCUACAAAAUGAUCAAAGUGCUCAUUUGCGGCGGAUGAUUGUUGAUCUUGAGGCUCCUAGAUUCGACAGUGGAUCUCUACUUAGCCAGGAUCCUGCGAUAUCCUAUGUUUGGUCAGAAAAGAGUUUGAAUUAUGACCAACGUAAAGCAAUUCUAAAGAUACUUACAGCAAAAGAUUAUGCACUUAUAUUAGGGAUGCCUGGAACAGGGAAAACUUCCACAUUAGUUCAUGCUGUGAAAGCUUUGUUGAUUAGAGGGACAUCCAUUUUGCUAACCGCCUAUACAAAUUCUGCUGUUGAUAAUUUACUCAUCAAAUUAAAAGCACAGGGAAUUGAUUUUGUACGAAUUGGAAGACAUGAAAUAGUGAAUGAGGAGGUCAGAGAACACUGCCUCUCAGCAAUGAGUGUACAAGGUGUUGAAGAUAUCAAAAGAAGGUUGGAACAAGUCAAAGUUGUUGCAGUUACUUGUCUUGGCAUUUCUAGUCCCUUGCUUGCCAAUACAAGGUUUGAUGUAUGCAUUAUGGAUGAAGCUGGACAGACAACUUUACCAGUGUCCUUGGGCCCUCUAACAUUUGCUUCAAUGUUUGUUCUUGUUGGGGAUCAUUAUCAACUGCCACCACUUGUCCAGAGUACAGAAGCCCGAGAGAAUGGCAUGGGGAUAAGUUUGUUCUGUAGACUCUCUGAAGCACAUCCACAAGCUAUUUUAGCUCUACAGAGUCAGUAUCGUAUGUGUCAGGACAUUAUGGACCUUUCAAAUGCCUUGAUAUAUGGUGACAGAUUGAGGUGUGGUUCAGUUGAGGUAGCUAAUGCAAAACUCGAGUUUUCAGGCUUAAAGUGUGACUUGCCUUGGCUAGAAAAUGUUUUGAAUCCUCGAAGACCUGUGAUAUUUAUUGAUACUGACAAGUUGCCUGCUUUAGAGUCAAGAGAUCAGAAGAUUGUAAAUAACCCUAUUGAAGCUCAAAUAAUUGCUGAGGUUGCAAAGGAAUUAGUAAAAAAUGGAAUCGGAAAAGAACACAUUGGCAUUAUAACUCCAUAUAAUUCCCAGGCAAACGUCAUCCGGCAAGCUGCUUGCAUGACUUCCUUGGAGAUACAUACCAUUGACAAAUACCAGGGUAGAGAUAAGGACUGUAUAUUAUUAUCUUUUGUAAGGUCUACCGAAAACCCAACAAGCUGUGCUGCUUCUCUGCUUGGAGACUGGCACAGGAUAAAUGUGGCUCUUACUCGUGCUAAGAAAAAGUUGAUAAUGGUAGGGUCUCGGAGAACUCUAUCGAAGGUUCCUCUACUGAAACUUCUUAUUAGCAAGGUUGAGGAGCAAUCUGGAAUUUUAAGUGUGUCUAAGAAGGAUCUCUAUCGAAAAGGUGAGCUCAAGAGAUGUUCCCAACUGAGAUGA